Messenger RNA from Sciurus carolinensis (gray squirrel), 5111 nucleotides. RefSeq names its product TAR (HIV-1) RNA binding protein 1 (gene Tarbp1). The transcript has 30 exons. Lineage: Eukaryota; Metazoa; Chordata; Mammalia; Rodentia; Sciuridae. Gene Ontology annotation, molecular function: RNA binding; tRNA (guanine) methyltransferase activity. The record is from RefSeq and is a predicted model, not a curated record. Gene Ontology annotation, biological process: tRNA methylation. Bases 35 to 4864 code for a protein of 1609 amino acids.
UCCCCGAGCCUGGUGUCGGCGGCGCGCGCGGCAGAUGGAGAGGGUGCUCGCGGAAGUGCUGCUUGCGCAGAGCCGGGACCCCCGGGCCCUGUUCGGGGUGCUGUGCCGAGGGGAGGCGUCCGCGGAGCGCGUGGAGACGCUGCGCUUCCUUCUGCAGCGGCUGGAGGACGCGGGCGCGGGCCCGGGCGCGCUCCCGGAGGCGGCGCGCGAGGUCGCCACGGGGUACCUAGUGCCGCUGCUGCGCGGGCGCCCUGGCGGCGCAGACCCAGGCCUGCCGAGCCAACGCCGGCGCGUGCUGCGGGCGGCGGGCGCGGCGCUGCGCUCGUGCGCCCGGCUCGCGGGCGGCCCGCCGCUGGCCGCCGCGCUCGCCGAGGAGGCGCUGCGGGACCUGCUGGCCGGGCGGCGCGCGCCGGGCGCCGAGGCGGCCGUGGAGGUGCUGGCGGCCGUCGGGCCCUGCCUGCGACCCCGCGAGGACGGUCCGCUGCUGGAGCGUGUGGCGCAGACCGCUGUCGUCCUGGCGAUGGGCGCGGACGGGCCCGGGAGCGCCGAAGACGCGGCGGCACUGGCGGCCGCGCGGCUGCUGCCCGCGCUGGGCCAGUGCGGCGGAGCGGCGCUGCGGGCCGUGUGGGACGCCCUGGUCGCGCCGGGGGUGCCCUGGGGGCCGGACCGCGUCGGGCCGGAGCUGCAGGUGCUAAGCGCCCUGGCCGAGAAAUUGCUGCCCGAGCCCGGCGCGCGCGACGCGGGCCCUGACGCGCGGCGCUGCGGGCGCUUCUGGAGGACGGUGCAGGCGGGGCUGGGCAGCGCGGAGGACGCCCUGACGCGCAAGCGCGCGCGCUACCUGCUGCAGAGGGCGGUGGAGGUGUCAGCCGAGCUGGGCGCCGACUACACCUGCGACGCCCACGGAGGAACCGGCCCAAGUCUGUUUUGGUGGUCUGAGAAGAAAAAAGAUGAGCUUCUAAAAUUCUGGGAAAAUUAUGUUUUAAUUAUGGAAACUCUAGAAGGAAAUCAGAUUCAUGUUAUAAAGCCAGUCUUACCAAAGCUAAACACUCUGUUUGAAUAUGCAGUGUCAGAGGAAAAUGGCUGCUGGCUCUUUCAUCCCUCCUGGCAUAUGUGUGUUUAUAAAAGAAUGUUUGAAAGUGAGAAUAAAAUCCUGACCAAAGAAGGUGUCAUCCACUUUUUGGAGCUGUAUGAAUUGAAGUGUCUUCCGUUUUCACCAGACUUUUCUGAGUUUAUUAUUGGACCGUUAAUGGACGCCCUUUCAGAGAGCUCUCUGUAUAGCAGGUCCCCAGGCCAGCUGGUAGGAAGUGGUUCUCCACUGGGAUUAAAGUUACAGAAGUUUUUAGUCACUUAUGUUUCUCUUCUUCCAGAAGAAAUAAAGAGUGGUUUUCUGCUGAAGUUCCUCCAGAAGAUGACUAGCAGGCACUGGUGCGCCGUGCCCGUUCUGUUUCUCUCCAGGGCUCUCGCCAGUGUCCCACCCUGCCAGGCCCUGGGCGUGGAGGGGCUGCUGGCCCUCAGGGAUGUUCUCCGGCGCACCAUGGUCACGCACCAGAUCCUGCUGCGGGGCGCGGCACAGUGCUACCUGCUUCAGACGGCCCUGCGCCUGGUGGAUGCGGAGAAAGUGUCACUCUCCGACGUCUCUGUGUUCCUGGCGUCUCUGAGACAGGAGGAGGCCCUGGGUCGAGGAACCGUACUGUGGUCGGAGCUCUGCGACUGGCUGCGCGGGAACGAGAGGUCCUUCAGGCAGCCUGCCCCCGGCUCCCAGGGCCUUCUGGAGGCGUCCUUGACCGCCUACGUGAAGAACCUCGUCCAGGAGUACAUGAAGUCGCCCGCCUGGGAAGCAGGAGAAGGCGGCCUCGUGCCUGACGGACUGGAGGCCCGACUGACGGCCACGAUGGUCCUGCUGGCGGUGGACGUGGAAGGACAGAAGGCACAGUACAGUGAAAAGCGGAGAACACAGAACAUACUGAGGAUGUUCUUGGAUCCCCUGCUGGAUGCCCUGAUGAAGUUUGGCACCAACGUCUACAUGCCGGUGCCAAGGACUGACAGGGCCCUCCAGCUGCUGCUGAAGUUGUUGCACACGUGCACACUGAGAGGCUCCAGAGCCCAGGAAGGGCUGGCUUCUGCCACUGCAGCCAUGUGCUCUUCCCCUGCAGACGAGGUGUCCGCGCUCCUCCAGAACCUGGUCAUGUCCACCUCAGAGAGCGUGUCCGAGUUCAUUCUCCGGAGGCUCACCACGAACGAGCUCCGCUCCGUUGCGGAUCUGGAUCGUUGCCACUUGUACCUACUGGUCUUGACUGAGCUCAUACAUCUCCAAUUGAAGCAGGGGUGGAAAACAGGCGCCCCCGUCUGCAGGGUUGUUUCUCUCUUGAAGAACGCAUCUAUUCGGCACCUUCAAGAGACCGACAGUGGACAGGAGCCGACUCUUGCUCGUCAGAUCCAGAGAGUGGCCAGCAUGGCCACCUUGGCCAGGGUGUGUGAGGCAGUCGACCUGCAGCCUGCCCUGCAGCAGGAGUCCCUCGACCCAGCGCCCCUGGAAAGGCUCCUUUCCACUCUUCCACUGAGCCAGACGCUGCAGAAGCCCUGUGCAGACGACCCGGAGAGCCGCAGUUUUUUUGAGGAGUCGUCAUCCUGCCCAGGAUGGGGGAGGAUAGUGGCCCAGUACGUCCAUGAUCAGUGGGUCUGCCUGUCCUUCCUGCUGAGGAGGUGCCACCCCCUUGUACCAGCCGCAGAGGGGGACCAGCUGGAGCCCUCGCCGCCCACAGUGUGGACGCCGGCGCUGAUCUUGCGCGCUGCCCUGGACGCCCUCUCCAUUCUGCCCUCCGACCAGGUGUCACCCGUGUUCUGCUGCAUGAAGAUUCUGGUCCCCCAGCUGCUGACCUCCUGCGAGUCGCUCUGCGUGGAGGCCUUCGACGUGGCCUGGAGAGUCCUGACCUCCUUGAGCAACACCCAGCAGACCUUCUGGCCUAACUUGAGAGCUUUUGUUCAGUUCGUUUUCGAUGACGCUGUUCUUGCCACCGCUGCAAAAGCCAAGGGCCAGGCGUAUUUCAGGAUAAAAGAGAUUAUGUAUAAGAUCAUUGAAAUGUCUGCCAUAAAAACCGGGGUCUUCAACACGCUGACGAGUCACUGCUGCCGGUCGUGGCUGGCGUCUGCUUCCAGGGGUCCCCAGGGCGCUCUCUCGAGUGCCAGGCACUACAGCGACCUCCUCCUGGAGGCCUGCACGUUUGGAACGGUGUUCAGGCGCGAUCAGAGACUUACGCAGGAUGUACAGACCUUCGUAGAGAAUCUGGGACAUGACUGUGCGGCCAACGUCGUCAUGGAGAGUACUAAAAGGGAAGACUGUUACGUGAGAAUCUGUGCCAUCAAAUUCUUGUGUCUGUUAGAUGGCUCCAACACGUCCCACAAGGCCUUCGUGGAAGACCUUGCCGUCAAGCUGUUGGAUAAAGACGUGCGGGUGUCCCAGGCCCGCGCCCGCUACUACGCCAACUCUCUCCAGCACCGCGUGAAGAACCGGGUCUGGCAGGCGCUGCUGACGCUCUUCCCCAGGUUCGACCAGAACUUCUUGAAUGGAAUUAUUGACAAGAUUUUCCAAGCUGGUUUCACCAACAAUCAAGCAUCCAUAAAAUAUUUUAUAGAAUGGAUUAUCAUAUUGAUUCUUCAUAAAUUCCCUCAGUUUCUUCAAAAGUUCUGGGAUUGUUUUUCUUACGGUGAAGAGAAACUCAAAGCGAGCAUUUGUACUUUUUUGUCCGUUUUGUCACAUUUGGACAUUAUCAUUCAAAAUGUUCCAGAAAAGAGGCGAGCGCUGAAGCAGGCCCUCCUGGUGGCGCUGCAGUGGGGUCUCAGCCACAACUUCAGCAUCCGGCUCUACGCUCUGGUGGCUCUGAAGAAGGUCUGGGCCGUGUGCAAGGCCCUCUGCGUGGAGGACUGUGACGCGUGGACGGCUCUCAUCGAGCGUAGUCUCAGCCAGGCGGAGAGUGUGCACGGCGCAGGGAAUGCCAAGAAGAACUGGCAGCGCAUCCAGGACCACUUCUUCUUCGCCACAUUUCAUCCUCUCCAGGACUACUGCCUGGAGACCAUAUUCCACACGCUCCCGCGGCUCUCGGGCGUGGUGGAGGAGGAGUGGAUCACCCUCAGCAGGUUUUCCAGCUUCACCGACAUCCCUUCAGACACGGGGCCCCCAUGGUGCCUCUCUAGGACUCCACUUCGCGAGCUGAACCCCGGGGACUGGUCCCAGCAGGACACAGGCUCUGGCUCGGGGGAAGCGGAUGGCCCCUCUGAGCAGGCGGAUGUGCAGAAGAAGGUCAUCCCGUGGGGACACGGCCUUCCCGACGCAGACUUGGAGCUCGCGCUGCAGGACCGUGCUGCCAGGCUGGGGAAGUCCACCGGUAGCCUGAUUGUAGUGGCCUCGCUCGUUGACAAGCCAACCAACCUAGGAGGCCUGUGCCGGACAUGCGAGGUGUUUGGGGCCUCGGUGCUGGUCGUUGGCAACCUUCACUGUGUGCGUGACAAGCAGUUCCAGCACCUCAGCGUCUCCGCAGAACAGUGGCUUCCUCUGGAGGAGGUGAAGCCCCAUCAGCUAACUGGUUAUCUGCAACAGAAAAGGGCAGCAGGUUACAUGGUCAUCGGGGUGGAGCAGACUGCCCACAGCUCCGACCUGGUCCAGUUCAGCUUCCCUGAGAAGUCGCUGCUGCUGUUGGGCAACGAACGGGAAGGCAUUCCUGCCAACCUGCUGCGGCAGUUGGACGUGUGCGUGGAGAUUCCCCAGCAGGGCGUCAUCCGCUCGCUGAACGUGCACGUGAGCGGGGCCCUGCUGAUCUGGGAGUACACCAGGCAGCAGCUGCUGAGGCGCACGGGAGCCCUGCAGUGAGGUCUCCAUGAGGUUUGUGCGGCACCUCGGUGGUCACUGUGCCACGGAACUGCUUUUUAGACUGUUUGGACUAAUGAAAUAGAUUCUGACAUUGAUUGGAAUGAUUUGCAUUUUUUUGUUCUUGCGAUUUAAUGCCAAAAACUUUUUCAUGUGCCUUAAAUGUAUCAUUAUAUAUUUUCUCCUUUGGUAAACCUUUAUAGAUAUAUAUAAUAUUGCUUAUUAAUAAAAUAUUUUACAUGAUUAUGAA